Molecule: messenger RNA, 1521 nt
Organism: Strongyloides ratti
Lineage: Eukaryota; Metazoa; Nematoda; Chromadorea; Rhabditida; Strongyloididae
Exons: 6
Coding region: 1-1521 (506 amino acids)
Source: RefSeq, a predicted model, not a curated record
AUGACAUAUAGAUUUAUUAGAUUUAUAACCAAAAAAGAUAAAAUUGAGGAAGAUGUUAAUAGAUUUUUAAAUGAUGAAAACACUGAGACUUCUAAUAUUUUUUUUGACCUUAAAAAUGAAAUUAUAAAAACUUCUGAAAAAGAAAAAAUUCAUGAUACUAUGAAAUCACCUAUACUGAAUUUAGAUAUUUCCGAUAAUACCACUACCGAUAUUAUUGUUAUGGAUGAUUCAAAAUUAAUUAAAAAAAGAGGCAAGAAAAGGAACAGACAAAAUUUAAAUACUUCAACUUCUAUAAUAAAUCCAAAAAAUCGUAUUAUUGAGGUAUCAGAUGAUAGUAUGGACCCUAAUAACCUUGAUUUUUGCAAUGAUGUGGCCAAACAUCAAAAUAAUAAUAGUAUUGUUGAUUCAAAAAAUAAUACAAUUGAUAAUAUUGGUGCGACAUGUUUAGAAAUUUUAGAAGCUUCAGAAGAAGCAGGAUAUUAUUUAUUGAAACUUAAAAAUGAAAACUUAAUUUAUCAUAAAUUAGCAUCAUACACUUAUGAAAAUUGGUUUAAUGAAGAAUUUUAUAAAGAGAAAAUAAAAUACCUCACCUAUAUUGACAUGAAUUCAUCAAUUGAUAAUUUUCACUUUAAAAAGUAUAACAAAAUAAAAAGUGAUAGACAUUGUGCAUUUCAUUACAUGAAUUUAAUUACUUACAAUAAUGAAAUUUAUGGCCAUUUUAUAAUUAGACAAAAUAUAAUAAAUUUCUUGAACAAUGUAAAAACAGAUGAUGAAUUUAGAAAUCAAAAUAAUUGGAUAUUAAAUAGUUAUGAAAUUGAUUCUUUCCAAGAUCAUAUUAAACGCUUAACAUGUUAUGAUUCAGUAGCGUGUCCAGAAAACUGGGGAGAAAAACUAGAUUUUUCAAUUUAUGGCUACUUAUUUAAAAUAAGAUUUUUAAUAAUAAUUGAUACAGAUUAUAAAGGAUUUAACAUUUGCUGGAGACAUUACAAUUUUAUGGCAAGCAAUAUUAAUAAAUGGCUAUUAGUAAUAAUUUAUUAUAAUGGAUCACACUAUGAAGUCAUUACUGAAUUUGAAUAUGAUAAAAAUAUGAACGAAUCCUAUUGCUUUGAAUCAGAAUUGGACUUUAAUGAUUUAUGUAUUGAAAGAAAUGAUAAACUUCGUGGGAUAUUUAAACUUAAAGAAAAAAGUAAAAAUAAACAUAGUAUAAUUGAGGAUGUUGAAGAAGUUAAUAAUGAUAAUGGUAAUAUUUAUGGUAAUAAUUACAACUUACGAUUACGAAGCAAGAAAACAUAUUUCUUAUCAAAUGAAUCAGAUGAUUCUGAUAUAAUAGAAACUGAUAUAAAUUAUGAUCCAACAAUUUAUAAAUUAAAUAAAAUUAGGCAAACAAUAUUACCUACCACAAAUAAUAAUGAUCAAAUCAAAUAUGGUAAAUAUGUCAAUUAUACUAAUGAUGAUAGCAUGCUUUCUAAAAAAAUAAGAAAACAAAAAAAAACACAUCAGCGACGAAAAAAUUUAAUAUAA